AUGCGAGGCAAGUCUGGCGAACGAUCUUACUCCCCUCACCAGAGGGAACCCUCUCCUAUGCCGUCCGACGGGGCAAGCGAGGCGGCGAGUGACCACGCACCUUCGCCAAGUACCCGCUCGAAUGGGCUGCCUACUCCCGUCACCGAAAAGGAGAAGCAGCGAUACCCUCACCUCUAUGGUGGCAAGGCCAACGGCCGAGCGCCCUCACCCAAGCUUUCUGGUCCCCCCUCUGUGACCUUCCUUGACUCUCCCGGGGCUCAAUCCCCGGUCGGUGUCGCUCCUGCCCUGGGAGAACUCGACUUUAGUUGGCCAGCCAAGGAGGUCAACCACGUUCCCGCCCCGCUCGACUUUUCCGAACAGAAGCGUCAGGUGCCUACCAACCCGAGCAUCCAGAUCGUAGAGUCUCCCUCUUCCAAAGCUCGCGCGCUUCGCGCUUUGCAGAAAGAAGCUUCCCUUGGAAGGUCAUCUUCCGCCUCCGCCUCGAUGUCUGCCUCUACUUCUCAGAGUGGCCCCGGUCUGCGUCGAAAGCCAAGCGCAAACGCCCCGCCGGUAGCACCAGUUCUGCCCGAGUGGGAUGAUUACUGGACGCGGCAGGGAAAGAAGGGGAGUGCGAGCGGGGACAGUUCAUUGUUGGAUGAUGGAGGACAAAUCAAGGAAACAACACAGCUGAAGAGAAAGACCAGUAUGGUGAAGAAACUGAGGGAUAAGAUGGGUGGGAAAUAG
Molecule: messenger RNA, 723 nt
Organism: Cryptococcus wingfieldii CBS 7118
Lineage: Eukaryota; Fungi; Basidiomycota; Tremellomycetes; Tremellales; Cryptococcaceae
Exons: 1
Coding region: 1-723 (240 amino acids)
Source: RefSeq, a predicted model, not a curated record